Molecule: messenger RNA, 7217 nt
Organism: Agelaius phoeniceus (red-winged blackbird)
Lineage: Eukaryota; Metazoa; Chordata; Aves; Passeriformes; Icteridae
Source: RefSeq, a predicted model, not a curated record
AUGAAGAAAUUUAAUUUUCGCAAAGUUUUGGAUGGUUUAACUGCCGCAUCCCCUGUUGGAAGCAGUGGCGGUGGCAGUGGAAGUGGGGCUGGUGGCUCCGUGCACCCAGGAGGGACUGCGGGAGCUGCAGGGACACCCAGAGAGGAGAUCCAGGAGACGCUCACUUCAGAUUAUUUUCAGAUCUGUAAGACGGUUCGCCAUGGUUUUCCUUACCUACCCACCGCCUUAGCGUUUGACCCAGUUCAGAAAAUUCUGGCCAUUGGAACAAGAACAGGAGCCAUACGAAUAUUGGGCAGGCCUGGUGUUGAUUGCUACUGCCAACAUGAAAGUGGUGCUGCAGUUCUGCAGCUCCAGUUCCUAAUCAAUGAGGGUGCUUUGGUCAGUGCAUGUGCAGAUGAUGCACUUCAUUUGUGGAACCUCCGGCAGAAACGACCAGCUAUUCUACAUUCUCUGAAAUUUAACAGGGAAAGGAUUACUUACUGCCAUCUACCUUUCCAGAGUAAAUGGCUUUAUGUUGGAACAGAGAGAGGAAAUACACACAUUGUAAAUAUUGAGUCCUUCAUUCUUUCUGGAUAUGUUAUCAUGUGGAACAAGGCAAUAGAACUGUCCACCAAGACUCACCCUGGCCCAGUUGUACAUUUAAGUGACAGCCCAAGAGACGAGGGAAAACUGUUGAUAGGCUAUGAAAAUGGGACCAUCGUGUUCUGGGACUUACGAUCUAAAAGAGCCGAUCUGAGAGCUUAUUAUGAUGAGGCUAUUCAUUCUGUUGCUUGGCAUCAUGAAGGGAAGCAGUUUAUGUGUAGUCACUCUGAUGGCAGCUUGACCCUAUGGAAUCUGAAAAGCCCUAACAGACCAUUCCAGACCACAAUUCCACACGGAAAAGUUCAAAGAGAUGGAAAAAAACCUGAAUCUUGUAAACCAAUUCUUAAAGUAGAGUACAAGACCUGUAAAAACAGUGAACCAUUUGUGGUAUUUUCUGGUGGAUUGUCAUAUGAUAAACCUUGUCGAAGACCAAGUUUAACAAUCAUGCAUGGGAAAGCAAUUACAGUUCUUGAAAUGGAUCAUCCUAUAGUUGAUUUUUUAACUCUUUGUGAAACCCCAUAUCCAAAUGAAUUUCAAGAGCCCUAUGCUGUAGUUGUGCUUUUGGAAAAAGAUCUCAUUGUUGUUGACCUGACACAAACCAAUUUUCCAAUCUUUGAAAAUCCAUAUCCUAUUGACAUUCAUGAGUCACCUGUUACCUGCACAGAAUAUUUUGCGGACUGUCCUCCAGAUUUGAUCCCUGUACUCUAUUCUGUAGGAGCAAAACAUAAAAAGCAAGGAUACAGCAAUAAGGAGUGGCCUAUCAGUGGUGGAGCAUGGAACCUUGGAGCUCAGACAUAUCCUGAAAUCAUUAUUACAGGCCAUGCAGAUGGAUCAGUAAAAUUUUGGGAUGCUUCUGCCAUUACUCUACAGAUGUUGUACAAACUAAAAACAUCAAAGGUCUUUGAAAAACAGAAAGUGGGAGAAGGAAAAGCAACAGCUGAGAUUGUGGAAGAAGAUCCUUUUGCUGUUCAGAUGAUGUACUGGUGUCCUGAAAGCCGAAUUUUCUGUGUGGCAGGAGUUUCUGCCUAUGUGAUUGUUUACAGGUUCAGCAAACAUGAAGUAAAUACUGAAAUUGCAUCAUUAGAGGUACGACUUCAGUGCGAAGUAGAAGACAUCAUUACUCCUGAACCAGAAACAAAUCCUCCAUUCCCAGAUGCCUCCUCCCAGCUUCCUUCUUUAAAGAGCCUUUCAGGCAGUACCAACACUGUAGCAUGUGAAGGAACAAUGAAGGACAGUAUCCCAUGUCUUAGCGUUAAGGCUCGACCUGUGCGGAUGCCUCCUGGCUACCAGGCAGAUCUGGUUAUCCAGUUGGUGUGGGUGGAUGGUGAGCCUCCACAACAGAUUACCAGUCUUGCUGUAAACUCUGCUUAUGGACUAGUGGCUUUUGGGAACUGCAAUGGUUUGGCAGUUGUGGAUUUCAUGCAGAAGACAGUCCUGCUGAGCAUGGGCACCCUCGACCUCUAUGGGUCCAGUGAUCCGUACCAGCGGCAGCCCCGCUCACCCCGCAAGAGCAGGCAGUUUGCUGCAGACAACUUUUGCAUGCGUGGCCUGUCUAACUUUUAUCCAGAUUUAACGAAACGGAUCCGUACUUCCUAUCAGAGCCUGACUGAACUCAGUGACAGUCCAGUUUCCCUGGAGCUUGAGCGUUGCAAGUCUCCCACUUCAGUUAAAGGAUCAAGAAAGUUAAGUCUGCCAACAGAUCUUAAGACUGAUCUUGAUCACGUGAAUGGUCACUGUACCAGCCCAACCUCCCAGAGCUGCAGUUCAGGCAAACGCCUUUCCAGUGCAGAUGUGUCGAGAGCAAACCGCCGAGGGCCCGGCAGGCCCCCCUUCAGGAAAGCCCAGUCUGCAGCCUGCAUGGAGAUUUCCCUCCCAGUCACCACAGAAGAAAAUAGGGAAAACUCCUUCAGCCGUUCCCGAAGCUCCAGCGUGUCCAGCAUCGACAGGGACUCCAAGGAGGCAAUCACAGCUUUGUUCUUCAUGGAGUCCUUUGCCCGAAAGAACGACUCCGCUGUUUCCUCCUGCCUCUGGGUUGGGACAGGCCUCGGAAUGGUCAUAAUCCUGUCCCUCAAUCUGCCUGCUAGCGACGACUUACGGCAGUCAGAGCCAGUCAUGGUGUCUCCAAGUGGCACCGUGCUGACCCUGAAGGGAGCCGUGCUGACCUUCGCGUGCUUGGACUGCAUGGGGACACUGACACAUCAGCCCUAUGAAGUAUGGAGGGAUCCACACAGUGCUGAUGACGGUGACAAAGCAAGGAAAAGGAAACUUGUCAUGCAUUCCCCUUCCUCCUCCCAGGAUAUGGGUGAUCAUCAAUUUGCAGUCAUUUGUUCAGAAAAACAAGCCAAAGUCUUCUCAUUGCCUUCCCAAACAUGUCUUUAUGUCCACAACAUCACCGAAACGUCCUUUUUAUUGCGAGCAGAUGUGGUCACCCUCUGUAACAGCGUCUGUCUGGCGUGCUUUUGUGCUAAUGGGCACAUCAUGACACUGAGCUUGCCCAGCCUCCGCCCGCUGCUGGACAUGAACUAUUUGCCUGUCACAGACAUGAGGAUAGCACGGACCUUUUGUUUCACUAACGAAGGGCAGGCUUUGUACCUGAGCUCUCCCACAGAGAUCCAGCGCCUGACCUACAGCCAGGAGAUGUGUGACAACCUGCAGGACAUGCUUGGGGAUUUGUUUACUCCUGUGGAAACACCAGAAGCCCAAAACAGAGGCUUCCUCAAAGGACUUUUUGGAGGAAGCGGACAAGCUUUUGACAGAGAGGAGCUUUUCGGCGAGGCCACAGCAGGAAAAGCCUCCCGCAGCCUGGCCCAGCACAUCCCUGGGUCGGGCGGGAUCGAAGGCGUGCGAGGAGCGGCGGGCGGGGUCAUUGGGGACCUGACCCGAGCGCGCAUUGCCCUGGACGAGAGGGGACAGAAGCUGGGCGAGCUGGAUGAAAGGACUGCCAGCAUGAUGGCCAGCGCAGAGGCCUUUUCCAAACAUGCACACGAGGUGAUGCUCAAAUACAAGGACAAAAAGUGGUACCAGUUUUAGACUUUCAAAGAAGCUGCUUGUGGCUUUAUUAAGAACACUGUUCAGGGAAGCAGCCUUUAUUCCCAGUCACUGGCCAGAGACAGUUUUUUCUCCUAGAAGAUGUUUUCCUGUUACUGUUAUUGGAUUCAUCACAGCGGACGUCAAGGAGAAAUUUUACAGACCGUGGGAUGGAAGCUGGAAUCGAGGGUCUUUCCAACAGCUGACUUAUGGGGGGGCCAAUUUUUUUCCCAAAAGGAACUCAACCAUCACUGUGGCAUGUAGUUUUUCAGGAGCUGUAGGUAUGAACUGUGGGGAGUGCGUCUGGUUCAAAAUAUUCUGUACAAACUCGAAUGUUAAUGCACUUAUAAAACUUUGCAUGACUAAUUGCCAACUUAAAAAAAAAAAAAAGAGAAAAAGGAAGCAUGUUGUGACCGAAGAAAAAUGGGAUUUAUUUCUAUUCUGAGAAAAAAAAAAAAAAGAAAAAAAAGGAAAAACACCUUAAAUGACAAAAAUCUUUAUUUUUUAAAAGUUACAUUAUGAAAAGCCAGGACAUUUCAAGCAUGUUUGCUACUGUUCUCCACAUAAAAAUUAGUUGAGCUGCAUUAUUUUCUUAUCUGCUAUUUAUUUCCCUUGAAAAGCCUUGCUCAAGGCAGUGCUCUUUAACUCCUACCAGAAAAAUAAAUAAAUUUAAAAUCCUAUCCCCAAAAUCUAACAAUUUUGCAGGUAGCUGGACAGGCACUAGCUAACAAGAUCAUUAAGAAAUGUGCAUAGAUGGUUUAUUUGCAAUUCAGAGCACAUGAAACAUCAUCCUAAUCUAUACUUUUUAAAAUGUGCUCUAGAUUCAUCUGUUGUCCUUGAAGGGGGGCCGUGGCCCUUUUCAUCCCCGUGGAGUCUGUAUCACUUGGUUGCCUUAUUUCCCAGUAGAAACAGAAAUAGAAAACCAGCUUUGGAAAGCAUUUCUUCAAGUCAGGAAGGGCAAGAUGGGAACCCACAGUCCCAUCAAGCACUGCUCAGAGGCUGCUUAGCAGCUUGCAGAGCAGCUUCAGUGCUCAGCUGAAAUUAUGAGAGGAGGCCUGCACAGAAACCCCCCCCAAAACCUGUGACAGAAAGAGAGAUUAGAGCAAGAACACUACAGAGUGGGCCAGGGAGGAGCAUGGAAAACCAUUGCCAACAUAUAUAUGGAACACAGAUAUAAAGUGACACCAGGGGUGAGUGGCAAUUUAUACUCUGCUCACACUGCUAAAAGUAAUUUGCUUCUGCUUCAGAGUGGCUUGUUUGGUUUUUGCAGUGAAUGCUGCAGGAAACUCUGCAACCUGCAGCCAUGGAGGAGAACAGUAAGCUGGAUUUAUUGCCUAUCCUGCUGGAGUGCUCCACCCUAUCCUACAAGACUCACUGCCACACAGGUCAACUCUUAGGUUAGAAAUUUUUCCAAGACUGGCUUGGAAACAAGGCAGUGAAGGCUUGUUUUCAUGUGUCUGGACAUAAUUUCAAAUUAGAAAAAAGAAAGUGAGGAAAAGCUGGAAAAACAGCCUUUAAAUUUUUUUUUUUUUUUGAAGAAAUGUAACAUCUGUCUCUUCAAGGAAUCCUGUUGGACACUGAUGGAGACAGGCACCAUCCCACUCCCACCUAGACCUUAAUUUCACUGGUGUUUGUAUCAUCACAGUGUUCAGAUGAUCCCUCUCAAAGACAUCUUUUCCUUCUUCUUCCUUUACCUACAAUAAAAUACAGCCCAGGAAGCUGGACCAUCCACAAGUCUGGCCUCACAACUGGCCCACUGCACAAGUUAAAGGGGUGGAAGAGAUUUGAGGUGUUAAGUUUUAAAUUCCCAUUGUAGCAGAACAGAAUUUCAUGAUUUACAGGAUUUUUACAUUUUGCUGUAGCCAAAACCAAAAUGAUGGCCCUGACAAGUCUAACUCAACUGGGAAUGAGACUCCACGAGUUUCCCUGGCACAGGAGAAACUGCUCCAUGUUGUCAGAAGUGUAGAAACUUGCAGGGAAAAAGGACAAAGCCUGAGCAAUGCCUGGGCUUCUGGUGAGAGCUCAGGAAUUGGAAUUGUCCAUGACCCAAGAGGAUUUCUCUGUGUGUAAGGAUGAGCCAAACUUGCCAAUCUGAUGCCAGUAGGAACUGGGUUGGGGAGUUCCUUCCAGGGGCUGGGUCACAGAAGUAACCACUUGUGCCUGUGAGGAAGCACUGCUCCAAGCAGGCAUUGAGAAUGAGAAAUAAAGGAGAACAUUGCAGGAAUUUGAUCUUCAGUCCAAACCUGCAUUCACUGGGCCCGUGCUCUGGCCAGGAAUCCAAACCCACUGUCUCUGGGCAACAAAAUCAUUUGGGGCAGCAUUCAAAAUGUCCAGCAGCCGGCUUAUUUUCCAUUCUGCCCUGCUGUGUGGCAGUCAGAAGCAGCUCCAGAGGCUGAUUGGAAUCAUGGGAUCCUUGAAGAAAAUUUAAGAGCAACUUCUGACUGCUGAUCACUGCAGCUCACCCAGAGAGAAAAGUGUCCUCAACAAGUCUUUACACAAGGUCCAACUGUCUCUGGCUGCCAACAGACUUUAACACCAGGGUGAAAAAAAACCUGCCAGUAGAUUUCCAUUUGCAUUUUUAUGCAACAGAGAAAUGAGAAUUUAGCAGCCCUCAAACUUAGAAUUUUUAAUGCUAAACUUUUAAGCAACUUUUCUUUAGUACUCUCCAUCAGGUCACAGCUUUCCACUCUUACAUAUUUUACAUAUUUCCAGACAGUUACCAAUUACAAUUUCUGUUAAGUUCACCACUUGUGACUAUAAUUAUCAAUUUUCUUGUAGUCUGUAGAGAUCUAAAAAGUUGUAUAUGUUUGUAUAUAGAACAUUCUAUAUAUAUAAUAUAUAUAUGUAAUGUAUAUGUUGUAUAAGUUUGUUAGUGCACACUGUUAAAUGCUUUCUAUCAAGAUUUACCAUGUAUGUGGAAAAAACCCAUCACUUAAAAAGUUCAAUGAGGGAGGAAAAACUCUUGCCUGGGUGAUUUAUUGUGAAAUGAGGGGGAGUGUGGGAUUUCUGCCAGGCUCGCCCUGCACGCUGCUCAAGGCUGUCAGUGACAGGCACAAAGGAGCUGCAGCAUUCCCAGCGAGAAGCACAGCAUCUGACUGCAGGACUGGGACUGGCUGGAGGAAAAUCAAGGACAUUGGCUGUCACUGGAUGUUGAAAUCUUUCUGUGCUUUCACCUUUCCCACUCAGACAGCAGCACCUCAAGCUAAAUCCCAAGCUUAGAUGUCUCUUCAGCCUCGCAAUCCUCAGCUACACCGGGCCAGAUUGGCUGGAAGUGUUAGUUCAGUUUAAAAUGCUGUUUGUUCAUUUAGAUACUUUGUUCUCUCAUGUUCUUCUCUCCAGGAGCUCUGUCACAAUCAGAUCCAAAACCAGUUACACAGAACUUCCAACAGCACACACACCUUUGGGUUUGACCAGAUGUUUGUAAUCUUAUGUCUAGUGCUGUAGAUAGACAGAAAAAAUGCAUUAAAUUAGAUUAUUUAUAAGUCUGCAGAGUUGGCAAGUCUUCAAUGAAGUACAAGCUACUUUAUUUAUUAAUAAAAAAAUUAAAUCUAUUCCUAGAGCUUUAACUUCAGUUGCAAACCUUGAAUUAAAAGACAUGACAAUUGAAA